AUGGAGCGCCUACACCUCGCGGUGUCCCACCGCCCGGCUCUCCCCCUCCCCACUCCUCACAACCACCUACGCCGCCGCCAUCUCCAGCUGCAGCCCUCCACUAGUUCUCUCUCCCUCUGCCGCCCCAUCUCCCCUCACAUCUCCCUCGCCCCUCGCCGCCACCUCCAUCCUCUCCUGGCCUCCGCGUCCGCCACCCAAGCUUCAAGCCCCAACACUGAGCCCGCACCGGCGCCGGCCCCCGCCGCGGCCUCGUCCGGCGCGAAGCUGCUCCCCCUCAUCGCCUCCAUCGCGGUCGGCCUCGCAGUGCGAUUCCUGGCGCCGCGGCCCCCCGAGGUGACUCCGCAGGCGUGGCAGCUCCUCUCCAUCUUCCUCUCCACCAUCGCAGGGCUCGUCCUCGGCCCGCUCCCCGUCGGCGCGUGGGCAUUUCUCGGCCUCACUGCUACCGUGGCCACGGGUACGCUCCCCUUCACCGCGGCGUUCGGGGCGUUCACCAACGAGGUCAUCUGGCUCAUCGUCAUCUCCUUCUUCUUUGCACGGGGGUUCGUCAAGACCGGCCUCGGCGACCGCGUUGCUACCUACUUCGUCAAGUGGUUGGGUGGAAGCACUCUGGGUCUAUCCUACGGUCUCACCAUCAGUGAGGCAUGCAUCGCGCCGGCCAUGCCCAGCAAGCCGAAUGAUCCAUCAGCGAAGAAACUGGGUGCCUACCUUGUCCAGUCUCAGCUGCAGGCAUCUGGCAACUCCAGUGCUCUCUUUCUGACCGCUGCUGCGCAGAAUCUCUUGUGUUUGAAGUUAGCGGAGGAGGCUGGUGUCAAAAUUGCAAGCCCGUGGAUAUCAUGGUUCAAGGUUGCAAGUUUGCCUGCCAUCAUUUCGCUUUUAGCAACACCUUAUUUGCUAUACAAAAUAUUCCCUCCAGAAAUAAAGGACACUCCUGAAGCCCCUGCAUUAGCUGCUCAAAAACUAAAGAAAAUGGGCCCAGUGACAAAAAAUGAAUGGGUCAUGGUUGCUACAAUGAUUCUUGCAGUCUCACUCUGGAUUUUUGGGGAUGCUAUUGGUGUGUCGAGUGUUGUUGCUGCAAUGAUUGGGCUUUCAAUUCUUCUUCUACUUGGAGUGAUGAACUGGGAUGAUUGCUUGAAUGAAAAGUCUGCAUGGGACACUUUAGCUUGGUUUGCUAUUCUAGUGGGAAUGGCAGGGCAGCUCACUGACCUCGGGAUUGUGUCAUGGAUGUCAAACUGUGUUGCAAAGGUUCUUCAGUCUUUCUCAUUGAGUUGGCCUGCAGCAUUUGGUGUUCUUCAGGCCUCCUAUUUCUUUAUUCACUAUCUAUUUGCAAGCCAAACUGCACAUGUUGGAGCUCUAUACUCGGCGUUUCUUGCCAUGCACCUAGCAGCUGGUGUUCCUGCUAUACUCUCAGCACUUGCUCUGACGUACAAUUCAAAUCUCUUUGGAGCACUAACACAUUAUAGCAGUGGGCAGUCCGCGGUUUACUAUGGAGCUGGGUAUGUUGACCUUCCUGAUGUAUUCAAGCUGGGGUUUACAGCAGCAGCGAUUAAUGCUUUGAUUUGGGGAGUAGUUGGUACAUUUUGGUGGAAAUUCUUGGGUCUUUACUGA
Molecule: messenger RNA, 1605 nt
Organism: Triticum turgidum subsp. durum (durum wheat)
Lineage: Eukaryota; Viridiplantae; Streptophyta; Magnoliopsida; Poales; Poaceae
Source: the annotation of a GenBank genome assembly